CACAACAACACCCACCCGGCGAAGCAAAAUAAAGUCCACCGCAUGGCCGCAUCCGUCCAAUUUCAGCAGCUCCAUCCCCAAAGUCUUCUCCUCCCCCUUGGUAUAUAUCCAUCCUAUCCCAUUCCUCCAUAUUUCUUUCACUUAGGUUGAUGGAUUUGUAGAUCAUUCAAUGCCAAAUCCGAUCUUUGAUCGUCGAGGAUGUCCCAGGCGGACGUCGCUUACAGUUGUGGAUCUUGUGGAUAUCCUCUGAACUUGACAUCUUCUAAUAGAAUCACAUCUGGAAUAGGCUCGGACUAUCAAAAAUCCAUCAAGAAGGGUGUGAUUUCUUUUAUUUCUGUCGAUCUCAGUCGAUUUACUCAAGUUGAUGAGAUAAAUUGUUUUCCCAUCAAUCUGGGUCGUUAUAGACCGAAAACUAAGCUUCUUUGUCGCAAAUGUGGAGCCCUCAUUGGCUAUGGAUAUGGUGAGUCAGCUGUUCUCUGUGGCUUUGACUCUGUUGGUUCAUCCUCUUCAAGUUGCCAAAAGUACUCAAUAAAGAUUCGUGCAUUACAGCCUUCAGCUUAGAGUUAGUUUUCCUUUGAUUUAGUGAUGCAAAGAAUGGAUUAUCAUUUAAAUAAUGUCGAGAGCUAUCUACCUGAUGAUUGCUUGCUUAUUAUUUUUCGGAAGCUUCAAAAUAUUACUGAUCGAAAUGCUUUUGGCUUAACAUGUCGUCAUUGGCUUCAUAUUCAAAAUUUAGCACGCAGAUCAUUAAUCUUU
Molecule: messenger RNA, 753 nt
Organism: Phoenix dactylifera (date palm)
Lineage: Eukaryota; Viridiplantae; Streptophyta; Magnoliopsida; Arecales; Arecaceae
Source: RefSeq, a predicted model, not a curated record